Messenger RNA from Yamadazyma jaroonii, 1776 nucleotides. Lineage: Eukaryota; Fungi; Ascomycota; Pichiomycetes; Serinales; Debaryomycetaceae. The record is from the annotation of a GenBank genome assembly.
AUGGCUUUUAGACCUCCUUCUUUCAACCCAACUCCAGGGAUGAAACAAAAGUUAAGGUAUACGCCAGCUCCAUUCAUUUUAGGACCUCAAAAAAUGAACAUCGCUCAACCUUUAUCUCGAGCUUCUGAUGUUACAGAAUUAGAGUUAUCCAACGCCUUACCCAAAAGGAAAACUUUCAUUUCUUAUUAUUAUCAAUUCCCUAAAAUUCCAAGACCUAAAAGAAAUGUCUUGUACUACACUUCAUGGAAAAGAAAUCCUAGUGAUGCUAAUAAUUCCGUUCAAAGAAGAUUAAGAUUACCAAAUAUUAUCAGUAAACGAUCAUUUUCAACGGCUAACCAAAAGAUUAGGAACCAAACAUCUAAUAUUCAUCAAAGAUUCUUUUCAGCUGAAGCUCGUAAGGAAAGAAAACAACGUAGAAGAUUUAUCAGAUGGUGGACUUUAACUUCAUUGGCAGUUUUGUUAGUAGGAGUUGCAGGUAAAAUCAAAGCUAAAAAUGGUAAUUAUGAUGAUGAUGAUGAAUUUAUUCCUCAUAAUGAAUAUGCCAUUAAACCUGAAUCUUGGAAAUUAUAUAUCUACUCAACUUUACCUUUAAAAGCCAUCUCCAGAUUAUGGGGACAAGUCAAUUCAAUUAACUUACCUGUGUGGUUAAGAUCACCAUCGUAUAGACUCUAUUCAAGUUUAUUUGGUGUUAAUCUUGAUGAAAUGGAAGAAGAAGAUUUAAGAACUUUCAAUAAUUUAUCUGAUUUCUUCUAUAGAACUUUAAAACCAGGAGUUAGACCAAUUGAUGAUUUUGAUUUAGUUUCACCUUCAGAUGGUAAAGUUUUAAAAUUUGGUAUCAUUGAAGAUGGUGAAAUCGAACAAGUUAAAGGGAUGACUUAUUCAGUUGAUGCGUUAUUAGGUUUCAAAACCGAAAGAUUAGCUGCUCCUUCUCAUUCCUUAGAAUUCAAUCAUGAUGAUGAUGAAACUAUCUAUCAAAGAGAUCAAGAAUUCGCUAAAUUGAAUGGUAUAACUUAUACAGUAGAUGAUUUGAUUGGUGGAGGAGAUGAAGCUAAUCAUUUAAAUGAUUUAGAUUAUAAAGAUGAAGGUGAUAGAGUAAUUUCAGGUUCAAAUCCUCCAAUCUCUAAAGAAUUAUCAAUUGCUAAAGAUUUGACUCCAACACCUUUGGAAAAAAUUGGUUUAAGUGGUAAGAAACAAUUAUAUUUUUCAGUGAUUUAUUUGGCUCCAGGAGAUUAUCAUAGAUUCCAUUCUCCAACUAAUUGGGUUACAACUUUAAGACGUCAUUUUAUUGGUGAACUUUUUUCAGUAGCUCCUUUCUUCCAAAAAACUUUACAAGGAUUGUUUGUAUUGAAUGAAAGAGUGGCUUUAUUAGGAUAUUGGAAAUAUGGUUUCUUCUCAAUGAUUCCUGUUGGUGCUACUAAUGUUGGUUCAAUUGUUGUUGAUUUCGAUAAAGAUUUGAAAACAAAUGAUGCUUUCGAACAUGAAGUUUACCUGAAAAAGUCAAUUGAUGAAACCACUCCUUUAUUGGAAGCUGAUGAAUCAUCGCUUUCACUUGAAGAUAAACGUAAACGUACUAAAAAGAAUACUGUCUAUGAAGCUACUUAUACUAAAGCUAGUAGAUUAUUAGGAGGAUUCCCAUUAACUAAAGGUCAACAAUUUGGUGGGUUCAAAUUAGGAUCCACUGUUGUUUUAGUUUUUGAAGCUCCAGAUAAUUUCAAGUUUGAUUUAGAAGUUGGACAGAAAGUUAAGGUUGGACAAAGAUUGGGUAGUUUUACUUGA